AAUAUGGACGCGAAAAAUCAAAGCGGAGAACCAACUCUCACAAGAUACAGAACACGCAAGUUUUUGGAUCAGCAUUCAGCCAAAAUUGGAAUUAAUAAUGCCCAACCUAUUAUCCUCCUGAUCAAUUUAAAAAGCAAUGACUGCAAUAAAACAUCGCCAUUUUACGAGCAUAACUAUUUACGACAUUUUCGACAAAUCUAUGAGAGGAAAGGGUAUGCUAUAAUUAAAGAAAUUUCAGUAAGAUAUAAUAUAUAAGCCUACCUAAUAAAUAUGAUUCAGAAUUCUAAGCAACUGGAAUUCGAAUUCAUGGCAUUUAAUUUUAUUAAUCAGCGAGUUUUCAACUAGAAUGAUUAAUAAAAUACAUGCCCCUUCACAGGAUUGAAAAACGUAUGUAAUUGAUAAUGCCAAAGAGACUAGUCUGUACAAAUACAACUUACCCCGACUUCUUGGACUCCUGAAAAACCAUUAUCUAAAACCAAAAGAAUACCUGGUGGUAAUCCUCGGUCUUUAUUAAUUGAAAAGAAACAACCUUGUCACAAAUUAACUACCUAUGCGUCAAUUCGCAAUACUAGAUUCUUUCCCUUUAUUGAGCCCUCAACACCACAGAAGCGGCCAUAAAGGUCAACGACCGUUUUGAAAGUUCGUGGGUUAACACCAGUUUAAAAAAAACAAAAAACGUAAAUAAUAAUUAACCAAAUAUGUUCUAUAUCGGCGUUUCCUAAAUUUGAAGUUUGGCGGACGAGUGAACAAGUUUCGAAAAUGAACAAGAUUUCGUUACCAGAUUUAUUUGUUAUAUUUUAUUUAUUUGAUUGCACUGUAAAUAUUCAUGUCGUGCGGAUCGGCAACAUAAGGCUGACGGACCAACGAUUACUUCUUUGGUUAGUUCUAAUUAAUCAACCAUAUAUGGCAUAUUCGAUACGUUAAGACAGAGACUAAAACUGACAUCAGAUGAGAACUUUUUUUUGCCUCGUCAGUUAAGCCGCGAAGUACGAUACCAUAGAGGUAAUGAUUAUUUUAAAAUAAACAGUGAACCUAAUGUUCAAGUAUUUCAUGUGAUGUAAUGUAAUUCCUGAAGCAUCCGAGUUAUCUAGCUUGUAAGAACACAAUUAUUAAACAAACAAAAAAAAAUAAAAUAGUUGUUCACUAACAAACAUGUUUUAAAAUUAAUUCAAUAAAAAAAAAUAACGCUUAAAAUAAUACGCUUAACGAAUAAGAGCAGGCUCAAAAUAGAUCAUUCGCUGAAACACAUUUAAUCUUAUCAUAUACUUAAAGUGUACAACUAUUAUGUCUUGAAACUGUUUUCAGUUGUACCAUGUAUUCUUCAGUAUGUUGUUAGCUUUGUACAGGUGGCGGAACCCUAGCCGAUUGAGGUUGGCCGAUUAAGCCCAGAAAAUGAGAGAGUCGCAAGACCAAGAGACCCGCAAGGGGCAGAAUUUGAAGAGGGCUACCCCAGCAUUGCAGUACUUCUAUUGGAGCCCUUACAAAAUAAAUAAAUAAAUAAAGUAAUUGAAGGAUGUCUUACCGAGGCGUGGUAAUUGCUAGUUGAAGACUAUCCCCCAAUACCCGCACAGAUGACCGUAACAGGUCGGCAAGUGCCAUUUUUCACAACUUUUUCGGGCGCCUCAUAAAUAAAUGUAUGAAGUAGUGCAAAAUUUAAAAAAAAAUCAAUUUUAUAAAUAUUAGAGGGCGAAGGAGAGAGAGGGAGAGAGAGAGAGAGAAAGAGAGAGAGCGAGAGAGAGAGAGAGAGAAAGAGAGAGAGAGGGAGAAGAAACGUAAGUGUCAUGAAACAUAGCAGUGCCGUCGCGUGGGGCCUGCAACCCCUGAGGCCGCACGAGGCCUCGGAUAUUUCAGUUAUGACGCGGAAAUUUCUAUAAUAACUAUUAACUUUGAAAGCAGGGGGCAUAAACCCGGAGGUGGCAGGGGGCAAUGUUCCCUCUAAGGUUUGUUGGUUCGUGUGCAAAAUCAUAAAGUUGUGUGCACAUUUUUACAGCAUCAAUUUUUUUGUGCGCAAAAUUUUCAGCCUACAGUCACAAACACACACUUAAGUGGAAAUUAUCUGCGCGGUACUCAAAACUGCUGCGCGGCGUCUGUGAGAUUGCUGCACGGCCGCGCAGCCGCGCAUCUUAAAGGGAUCAUAGACAGGGGGGGCCUCCAAAAGUCACGCGACGGCUCCUCCUAAUGGGAAAUCCGGUCCUGUAUAUUUAUCUUUAGCUCUCUACCUCUUUCAAAAUUAUUAUGAAACUGAUUGAGGAGAAAGAUUUUUUUUUCAGAAACCAUCUAUUUUCCAAAGUCAAAUCAUUAUAUAUUUUUCUCGCCACGCGUGAUCUUGCUUUCCUAAAUAUUUUUUCGAAGAUGGAUCGUCAUUUUGGCCACGCCCACAGAAGACAGAAUUGCGAACGGCGAAACCAAAGAGAUCGUGACCACUCUUUUGGAGUGCCUCGAAAACAGGAGAUUACACAGGUGCCCUAUAAUCAUGCACAUCUUAGGCCACGAAGGACUCCCGGUUCAUAAUGCGAUUUGCCAAGCUAUACGAGAUGAGAGAGAGCUAGGAAGUGACUUUUUCAAUGCAAGUAACAAAUUUAAUUGUUAUAUAUAUAUAUAUAAUUAAUAUAUAAGGAAACGAGAUCCCCUCGGGAUCCCAAUGGGAUCAGGAACCAAACGGGAACUGGAUUCCAUCGGGAAAUGGGAUACUAUUUGAAAACCGGAUGUCGUCUGGAUCGGGAUUCUAAUCGGGAUUUAAUCGAGAUCAUGAUCCCAUUGGGAUCGGGAGUUAAUCUCUUCCUUGGGAAUGGGAACCAACAGGGAAAGGACCCCGCUGGGAUCAUAUUUCAUGUGUUUUUUUAGAGGAUAAAAAUUAAAAUUUAAUAUUUUUUCCUCGCGAUAUGUUUAUUACAGGGCCUUAAUUUCGAUGUAUGCUAAAAGGAUGUAGAAAUUUGUUGUUUUUUCCCCGAAUGCAAUCCCGGACAUCGCCGGGUAUAUUGGCUAGUAUAAUAUAAAUGAAACUAAGCAUAACUUAGCGGGGUCUCUAGUGUAUGUGAUGCCCGAAUUGGUCCUUGACUUUGCCACCUCUAAAUGACCAAAAAAAAAGAGCAAUGGAUGAAGAUGCACAUAAAAACCACACCGAUAUAUCAUAUAUGAUAAAGUGGACAGAAAACUCCACCCCACAAGAUCUGCCGCCUGGGUUUGACCACCCCUGCACACCCCUCUACCCACGUCCGUGAAUGCAGCACAGUUACGUAUCGUUGACUUUUAAGAUAUGAAUUAUAUUCGGGUUACCCAAACCUGUUGUUCUCAUUGAAAAAAAAAAGGUAGAGGAAAGGGGCGGGGUUUGUGUGAGGAAAUGCACGCUAUGACUAGAUGAGACAUUAGCUUUUAAACUAUCAGGUAACUGUAACUGUUUAGAUAUUUUAAAACUUGUUCAUUAAAUAUUUUCCUUUAUGUAAUAAGUCACAAGUUUAUAUUCAAAAUUCUACAGUUUAAAUGAAGGGAAGCGAUUAUGUUUCAUAUCCCAUUGUCAUUCCAGUUAAUACCUUGAAAGAUAAAAGGUUUCACAAAGAGUAGUAAUUUUGUAGGUUUGCGCCGACUCCCCCCCCCCCUCAAUUUUUUUCCCUCAAUAAUUAUACAUGGUCUAUAUUUUUUUUUAGUGUGCCAUGAAUAGUCGCUUGAUCUAACCUACUUUUCUCUAGGUCAGAGGUUGCAUCCUGGACAGUUGCCCGAAUCAGCCGACGGGUUUGUUUCACAUCAUCAAGCACAAGCUGCCAAGGAUCUAUGACAUUCUUAUUUUCAUCAUCUGUUUAGUUAGGACUUUCUUCCCCGAGUUCUUC
Messenger RNA from Lymnaea stagnalis (great pond snail), 3824 nucleotides. NCBI's taxonomy places the organism in Eukaryota, Metazoa, Mollusca, Gastropoda, Lymnaeidae. The record is from the annotation of a GenBank genome assembly.